AUGGAAAAUCUUUCUAAAAGUGAAUUUGUUACCUUGGAUAUAUCUGGCAAAAGCUACUUGUCUUGGGUUCUUGAUGCGAUGAGUCUGGCAGACACCAUCAAAGAUAAAAAAUAUGACCACCUGAAUAUGGUUGUGUUUCCACAAGCACGUUUUGACUGGAUCCAUAUGAGGCUACAAGAUUUUAAAUCUAUUUGUGAGUAUAAUUCUUCCAUGUUUAGAAUUAUUUCUCAGUUGAAAUUAUGUGGUGAAAAUAUCACUGAUCAUAAUAUGUUGGAGAAAACAUUCUCCACUUCUCCUGCCUCAAGUAUGCUCCUGCAACAGCAAUACAAAGAAAUGAGGUUGAAGAAAUAUUCUGAAUUAAUUUCACAUCUUCUAGUGGCUGAACAACACAACGAACUAUUAAUGAAAAAUCAUGAAAAUCGAUCUACUGGUAUUGUCCCAUUCCCUAAAGUGAAUGAGGCAAACUUUUACCAUACUAGGCGUGGAAAAGGUCGUGGCCCCAGUCGUGGUCAUGGCCAUGGUCGAGGAAGAAAUUUUAAUCAUGAUUGUUGUCUUGCACCAAAUAAUAGACUUCACCACCAACAGUGUAAAAAGAAGGAUGAAAAGCAUGAAGCUGUGCAGAAGAAAAAAACACCAAAUAAAUGCUACCGAUGUGAAGGAAAGGGGCACUAG
Lycium ferocissimum is the source of this 672-nucleotide messenger RNA. RefSeq lists its product as uncharacterized. The record is from RefSeq and is a predicted model, not a curated record. Lineage: Eukaryota; Viridiplantae; Streptophyta; Magnoliopsida; Solanales; Solanaceae. Bases 1 to 672 code for a protein of 223 amino acids. The transcript is spliced from 2 exons.